AUGUAUGGUACAUUGUUUUUGCUGUUCUGGCUGGCAUUCGUUCCUGUUGACGCGGUCAAGCCGUACUUGUUCAAGAAAUGUAGCGAGUCCGGAUUUUGCUCCAGAAACAGACAUUUUGCCGAAGAGAUCGCCAAACAAGGCGAUGAGUACCAGUCUCGGUACUCUGUCGAUCUUGAGUCGCUGAAAAUUGAUCACGACGGCGGCCAUCUCCACGCUACGUUGCUCAAAAUGCUCAAUGAUGGUACGUUUGUCCCCCUUGACCUCCACUUGACCACCCUCCAGGACGCCAAUCUGCGUGUCCAGGUGGACGAGGUCCAUAGAUCCCCACCGGUGACCCACGUCAAUCCGAAAAGAUACAACGAGGCGUGGAAAUACGCUCUGCAAAGCGAGCCUAAGGCACGCGAGUUCACUCACUCGGUCGAUUCAGAAAAGAUCACCCUCAAUUACAACGACUACGUCACCGAGAUCCAGCUGCAUCCGUUCAAAAUCACUUUAUUGCGCAACAACCAAGCCCAGCUCGUUUUGAACGAACGCAAUUUCUUCAAUUUAGAGCAUUACAGAACAAGAGAGGAACAGUCCAGGGAGAAUUCAAUCCACAUCGCACCUGAAGAGUCUACUUUUGAUUCGUACACCGAUAGUUUCAAAGACUCAAGGGACGACAAGCUUCCAUUUGGGCCGGAAUCCGUUGCUCUGGACGUUUCGUUCUUGGGUGCCAAGGCCGUGUACGGUAUCCCAGAACAUGCAGACUCGUUGUCCCUGAAGGAUACCUCGGAAACAGAGCCAUACCGACUGUACAAUGUGGAUAUCUUUGAGUACGAGACCCAGAGCAAAUAUCCAAUGUACGGCUCUAUUCCAUUCAUGAUUGGCGUUGGAGGCGAGUCUAGUGCUGGUGUGUUCUGGAUCACGGGAUCAGACACCAACGUGGACAUUAAGAAAUCGGACUCGCAGGUCCAGACACACUGGAUUUCUGAAAGCGGUAUCCUCGACAUUAUUCUCAUCACAGAAGAUACUCCAGGCCAGGUUUUGCAAUCUUAUGGAAAACUCAGUGGAAACUCAGUGCUACCAAACCUGUUUUCGCUUGGAUACCACCAGUCGCGUUGGAACUACAACGACGAGGAAGAUGUGCUGGGUGUCACUGCAAAGUUCGACGAAUCGUUGAUUCCAUUCGACGCUAUUUGGCUUGACAUUGAGUACACAGACGACAAAAAGUAUUUCACAUGGCAGAAGGAGGCAUUCCCUGAUCCAGAUCGCAUGAUGAGAAAGCUCGACCAGACGGGCCGGACUUUGAUUGUGAUCAUUGACCCGCACUUGAAGGUUGGUUACGAGAUCAGUGACACUGUUAUUCAAAAGAAAAUUGGUAUUCUGAAAUCAGACGGAUCAGACGUUUACCAUGGUCAUUCGUGGCCUGGAGAGUCUGUUUGGAUCGACAGCAUGCACCCAGAUGCCCAGCUGUUCUGGGACGAACAGUUUGUGAACGGUUCGAAUCUUUUGGGACAUUCCACCAACGGACAUCUAUGGAACGACAUGAACGAGCCGUCUGUGUUCAACGGUCCAGAGACAUCUGCUCCACGCGACCUGAUCCAUUAUGGAGACUGGGAACACCGGUCGGUUCACAAUCUAUGGGGAUUGACGUACCAUGAAAUGACUUACGAGUCGUUGAUCAAGAGAAACCCAAAUUUGCGUCCAUUUAUUCUCACCAGAUCGUUCUAUGCCGGAUCUCAGCGUACUUCUGCAAUGUGGACGGGAGAUAACUCUGCCAAGUGGGAGUACUUACGCGAGAGUAUUCCAAUGGUGCUCACUAUGAACACCGUUGGAUUCCCGUUUGCAGGUGCAGACCUGGCUGGAUUCUUUGGAAACCCUGACAAGGAUCUGCAAGUGAGAUGGUACCAGACAGGUUUGUGGUAUCCGUUCUUCCGUGCCCACGCUCAUAUCGACUCUCGGAGACAUGAGCCAUACGUGGCUGGUGAACCAUACACUAGUUACAUGAGAGACGCUAUCAAGCUCAGAUACAAGCUGCUGCCGCUAUAUUACACCCUGUUCCAGAAGAACUCGGUUUCCGGUACUCCUGUUGUCAGUCCAAUGGCCUUUGAGUACCCUUCCGACUCAGAAGUGUUGGAGAUGGAUAACCAAUUCUUUGUUGGUCCACUGUUGGUGAAACCAGUGACUUCUCCAGACACAGAUAAAGUUUCCAUUUACAUUCCAGACGACAAACCAUACUACGACCUGCAAAACUAUACAGUUCUUCAAGGUAAAGGAUAUCAUGAUGUUGAUGCCCCAUUGGACAAGAUCCCGGUGUUUAUUCGUGGGGGUUCCAUAUUGAUCACCAAGGAACGAUACAGAAGAUCUUCAAAACUCAUGAAAAACGAUCCAUACACCUUGUACGUUGCGCCAUCCGAAUCUGCUGCCACGGGGGAACUCUAUUUUGACGACGGUGAGACGUUUGCGUAUCAGGACGGCGAGUUCGUAUUGACAACGUUCGAGUUCACCGGCAACAAAAUCGUUUCUACGGUGAAGAACAGCUACGAUACCAGUAUUAUUAUCGAGAAAAUAGUUGUUCUAAGCGACAAAGAGGUCACAAAGGCCACUGUGGAGCAGGACGGCGAGUCCUGGACCGCCGAGAUCGUUCCACAGGACCAUUCGUUUGUGAUCAGAAACCCUAAACCAUUGGUUGCAAAAAGCUGGACCAUUACCCUGCAUUGA
Molecule: messenger RNA, 2700 nt
Organism: Ogataea philodendri
Lineage: Eukaryota; Fungi; Ascomycota; Pichiomycetes; Pichiales; Pichiaceae
Exons: 1
Coding region: 1-2700 (899 amino acids)
Biological process (GO): carbohydrate metabolic process; N-glycan processing
Cellular component (GO): glucosidase II complex
Molecular function (GO): alpha-glucosidase activity; carbohydrate binding
Source: RefSeq, a predicted model, not a curated record